Molecule: messenger RNA, 1425 nt
Organism: Salvia hispanica
Lineage: Eukaryota; Viridiplantae; Streptophyta; Magnoliopsida; Lamiales; Lamiaceae
Source: RefSeq, a predicted model, not a curated record
ACUCCACACUACAAGAAUUAAAAAUACUGAGUAAUAAUUACAAAAUCUUAUCGCUUCGUAUACUUUCUUCUGCAUGUCCAACUCCUAAGUUCCAGCAAUUUUUUCAAUGGCGGAUGAAAGUGAAACGACCAGGAAAAUCUCAGCUUCUUCUGCAAGAGCUCACACUCGCAAACCUAAAUCCAACUCUCCUUCAAAAAGUUCAGGGAUUUUCAAGAAACUUGUAUUGGUUUUCUUUGUGGGGAUCUUGGGUUGGGCUUAUCAGGCAACGAAGCCUCCCCCGCCGAAGAUCUGUGGCUCGAAAGACGGGCCUCCGGUUACAGCUACAAGAAUACAGCUCAAGGAUGGAAGGCACUUGGCCUACAACGAAUUUGGGGUACAAAAGGAUAAUGCGAAGCACAAGAUCGUGCUUGUCCAUGGCUUCGGUGCUUGCAGGCAUGACAUGUCUCUUAUAACUGCAGGGCUCUCCCCGGAUAUUGUUGAAAGCCGAGGGAUUUAUAUUGUUUCGUUUGAUCGGCCUGGUUAUGGAGAGAGUGAUCCUAACCCUUCCGCGACACUUAGAAGCAUUUCUUCUGACAUCGAGGAGCUUGCUGAUCAGUUGGCUUUAGGAUCCAAAUUUUACGUUGCUGGAUUAUCCUUGGGUGGGGAGAUUGUGUGGACCUGCCUCAAGUACAUUCCUCACAGGUUGGCAGGAGUGGCUCUGGUUGCACCAGUGGUGAAUUAUUGGUGGAAAGGUAUUCCUUCGAACCUCACUGCAGAAGCAUAUAAGCAGCUUCUUCCUCAGGACCAAUGGGGGCUUCGUGUAGCUCACUAUGCACCGUGGCUUAACUACUGGUGGAACACCCAAAAGCUGUUUCCUGGUGUGAGUCUUAUCAGUCUCAGCCCCAAAAUUUUCUCUCGUCAAGAUGCAGAACUAAUGCCAAGGUUGCUCUCUUUACGACAGGAGUAUGUGGCUCAGGUAAGGCAGCAGGGUGACUUCGAGUCUGUUCACCGUGAUCUGGCAUUCGCCUUUGGGAAGUGGGAAUUUGACCCAACGGAGGUGAGAAACCCCUUUCCAGAAGGCGAAGGCUCAGUUCACCUGUGGCAGGGUGAUGAGGAUCGCAUCGUCCCUGCCAUACUGCAGCGUGAGAUCGUCCACCGGCUGCCAUGGAUUCACUACCACGAGCUACGUGGCGCAGGCCACAUGUUUCUAUUAGCUGAUGGAAUAGCUGAUGCAGUCAUACAAGCACUUGUUUCUUAAGGUGCUUGCAUUAGAUCACACUUUGAUAACAUUGUGGGGUUGUCUCGUCUAAUUUUGCAAGUGUUUUGUUUCAAAUCUUGUUGUUUUCUUCAGGGUGAGCGUAACUAGUAUGUAUGUCUUGUUUUUACGUAUGCAAAAAUGUGUCAAUUGAUAUAUGAAAAUAUAUGUAUUGUGUUUUUAUUUUAUGA